GUCUGUUGCUUAGCUGUGACGGUGCGUGCUAGCCAGUGAGUGCGAGUGUGUACGGCGAUGACAGUUUGCAAACAAGCGUGCGUGCCAGUGUGGAGCUGACGGGCGAUGCACAUAGACGAGGCGGGCGUGGAGCCGUGCAACCAGAGCGACUGGUGGGCGGGCGCGCCGGAGGAGGACGCGCUGUCGCUGCCGCUGGACGGCGACGGCGACGCGGCGGCCCUGUGGUCGGGCGCCUUCGUCCCGCCGCCGCCGCGGCCUCACUUCCUCGACGACUCCGCGGCGCCCGACGGGCUCACCACGUGCGACCUGUGCGCCUGGGCGUGGCGCGCGCGGACACCCGUCUUCCCCGCCGAGGAACCACCAGAUAACGAGACGAAGCUAGGAUGGUUACUCACUCUCGCUAUCGUGUCGAUAGUAUCAGCAGCUGUUGGUGCCGUCGUUAUGGUCACCGUUCUGCAUUGUCGCAACAGACUGAAGAACCUGAGGUUUGGAGGCGUGUGCUCCUCCAGGUCGAGCCAAAGAGCGCGGGCGCCUGCGCCGGCAGCGCCAGCGGCGGCGGGCGCUGAGCUAGCGACGCGGCCGUCGCCGGGGAAAGUGGCGCCCUGCGAGCGCGAGCGCGCCUGCCGCGAGAACCACUACACGCUGCACGAGGACGCCGUGUACGCGGAGCUUGACCGCGACUCGACCGCCUUCCACAACGGCGCCUACACCGGCUCCGACACCGAGCCCAGCAGCGCCUACUACUCGGACUUGUCGGCGGCCGACCGCGACCGCCCGUACGAGGCUGUCGCCUGGGAAGGCCAGCCCAGCAGGCCGGCUCUCUCGGCCAUCACCGAGACCCUCACCGUGCCUUCAGACUACGUCUAGCCCACAGCUGCCGAUUCUCUUGCAACGUUAGAUAUGAGGGGGGCUUCAAGACAACGGAUGAAGCUCUUCUAGUAUCGACGAGGUCUGGCAGGGUUGUCCUGGAGCUUACAUCAGUGCAGACAGCACUUGUCAUGCUGCAGUUUUUUUUCCAGAUGAAUAAUGCUAUUUCACAGUGUUGUGUAACUGACAGUGGCUCAAGAACCACAUUUGAAACAUUUUGACUGAAACCUCUAGGACAUCAUCAUCAGUCUUUCACACCUCUGAUCAUCAGGAUAUCUGGCAACUUAGCUGGGUGGCGUCCUCUGCAUUUUGUGUGCUUCACUUUCCACCUCUACAGAACCACCGUUCUCACUUGCUUAUUCUUCCAUAAAAAUUAAAGUGACUACAAUCAUUUUGAUAUAGGUGCACAGUGUGAACUGCUGACACUGUCCUCCUGUGCUCAAGGAAUCACUGGACUGCGGUUUGGAGGGGCAUGUAUCCAGGUCCAUUGCUUUGAAGUAUGACAUAUAAACGAGUGCUAUGGAGUUAUUAUACGGGCCCAUAAAAUCACCUCUUUGAGCAAAGUUCUCUCCACUGUUUCCUCCAACCAUACCCCAUAUAAAAGAUUUGGGAUUUCCUGUGCUUAUACAGUUUGCCUCUGGAUGUGGGACCACCUAGUUUCUGGUCAUCCUCUGCAACAUUAUGUAUUUCCCAUAAGCAUUUUGCAAGUGAUACUUUUUAAAGAUGAAUCUCAGUAACAGUAUUUGUGAAGAAUGAAUUUUUCUCCCUGUAGCGGAGUGUGCAUCAGUAUGAAUCUUCACAGCAGAUAAAAGUUGUGUGCUAGAUCUGGACUUGAACUCAGGUUUGAGCCCCAGUCUGGCAUACAGUUUUAAUCUGGCAGGAAGUUUCAAUGUGUCUGUCAAAUGCAUCUACUGUAAGUAUACAGAUUUGUUUUUCUGACUUGUUUAGGGAAGAAAUAGUGUGCUGUAAAUAUGCAAAAUCCUCAAUAGUGCCACACGAUAAAUAUGAAUAACUGAUUAAAUUGGUACCAACCACAUACAGGAUGCAUGAGUCACAGACAGGAGCAAUUAAAAUAAUACUAGAAAUAUUUAAGCUUUCAAACAAAGUUCUUCCUCAGAAGUAGAACCCUCACACAUUCACACAACUUUGUUGUUGUGGGAGAUCUAUUUCUGAGGGACGACUUUGUAUGAAGGCUUGAAUAGUUCUACUGUUCUUUCCAUUGUACCUGUAUGUGACUCAACACCUCCUCUACGUGGUGAGUAGCAAUCUACCCUUAGCAUGUUGUUGUUAUUCCAUCUUAGACUUUCCAUUGUUUGGAUAACUGAUUAAAUGUAUUUAUCUGGCAUACUCUCGCAGUUUUACACAGAAGUGGUGCAAACUUUGUACUACUGUACAGUAAUUUGAGGUCUCCUAUAGAAGCAGCAUUUCAUUAUACAAAAACACUCAAUCAGUUCUUAUCUAAUGUGUUAAUCACUAGCUGCCGUAGGCAGAAACUCCAGUAGUAAAGCAAUGUAUUUUCCAAGAAUUUGUCUCAUUAAUGCUCACAUACAUGAGUCAAUAUAGACACUGAUGUAAAUAUCUUUCUAAAACAUUUUAUGCAUCUGUAAUAUGAGAGCUUGUCAUGUAAUCUUUUUUUGUACAUCUGACGGAAGUAGUAAGGGUUGUCAUUUCUUGUUCAUAUUUAUUCGUGAGAGUUUAUUGACAGAUUAACUGUUCUAAACUUUGAAUACUCCUAGUGAGUACACACUUGUAUACCACAUUGAUAGCAAUUGACAAUAUAUCACACUUAUUUCUUGCACAGGCUAUUCACAAUAUUUCAAAUAGGAAAUUGUAUAUUUCAGUCACAUUUUAAUUUUAUACAGAAACUGUCAAUUUUGAAUCAUUCAGAAUUUCUUCAGCUCCCUUUCCCCAACAUAGGGCACAAAAAGACAGAUUUAAAUACAAGAGAACUUAAAUAAAUGCUGACAGAAUAAGAUACCCAACCAAUUUGUUCAACUUACAUGAAGAAUCUAUGGAUGAAUUUAAUCACAUAAUACUACAAACGUAAAAUAAUCAUUCAGUCAGGCACAAACAGGGAAAAAAUUAUAAAUGUAUGCUAAAACACAAUAUUCCCUGUGAGUUAUGUAACUAGAGGCUGGAAGUGGCUUCAGAUGUUCAUAAUAGAAGUAAGAGGCCACAUGCUGCUUAUAUCAGACAAGUGUAAUCCAAUACACACUGCAAAAAGCUACUGUUCUUAAUAUGUCUGUUUUUACAUCUGGUCACAAAUAGACCAGCAUAACAACAACAACAACAAAAAUCAACAAUAAUUUGACGGUUUUUGAAGGUGUAUAUGCUGCACAAGACAUUUAUCUUCAACUUUAAUCUGUAGAAAAGAUCUGACAAUUUUUUUCUGUCCUAGCAAGACUGAGAAAUACAUUCUGAAUUGGACUGUAAAUAUGUAUAAUUACUUCUCUUUGUGACUUAUGUA
This is a messenger RNA of Schistocerca nitens (vagrant locust), 3334 nucleotides long. RefSeq lists its product as uncharacterized. NCBI's taxonomy places the organism in Eukaryota, Metazoa, Arthropoda, Insecta, Orthoptera, Acrididae. The transcript is spliced from 6 exons. The record is from RefSeq and is a predicted model, not a curated record. The coding region runs from base 106 to 867 and encodes 253 amino acids.